AGCUGGAGUAGAUUGAUCCACCAAUAUCAGGAGCCUCCAAGAGCAAAACUUUCAUCCUUCCGAGAGAGCCUGGCCUCAUCAUGGAGCCCAGUGACUUUGACUCUGAAGACAAAGAGCUGCUGAGCUGGGACAUUAACGACAUGAAGCUGCCCCAGAAUGUGAAGAAGACUGACUGGUUCCAGGAGUGGCCAGAUUCCUAUGUGAAGCACAUCUACAGCGCGGAGGACAGGAGUGCACAGCGCCACCUAAGCAGCUGGGCCAUGCGCAACACCAACAACCACAACUCACGCAUCCUUAAGAAGUCCUGCCUGGGUGUGGUGGUCUGCGGCCGAGACUGCUCCACAAAGGAUGGACGGAAGAUCUACCUGAGGCCCGCCAUUUGUGACAAAGCCCGGCAGAAGCAGCAGCGGAAAUGCUGUCCCAACUGCAACGGGCCUCUGAAGCUGAUUCCCUGCCGAGGCCACGGCGGCUUCCCAGUCACCAACUUCUGGAGGCAUGACGGACGCUUCAUAUUUUUCCAGUCAAAGGGACAGCAUGAUCAUCCGAGGCCAGAGACCAAGUUAGAAGCGGAGGCAAGAAGAGCAGUGAAGAAAGUGCAUGCAGCAUCACCCUCUGUCUCCUUAAAGCGGAAGGGAAGCCCAGAGACCAAGGUUCCUCCAAGUAAAAGGCCAAAUCAGGGAAGUUUACCUUUAACUUGGUCAUUCCAGGAAGGUGUCCACUUGCCUGGUAGUCACAGUGGACACUUAAUAGCUAACGCUCCCCAGCAGAACCCACUGAAUGAUUGCUUACCCUUCUCCAAGAGCUACGGGUCAGGGGGACCCAUAGAUACUACGGAUCUGGCGAGUCUGCCAUCCACGUUGGACUCCACUAAGCUCUAUGAAAAAUGCAAGCUGUCCGAUGGUCGGAUUCACAGCAAUGGAGACCUUUUUCAGCCUUCAGCACCAGGAGUCUACUCAGAUUAUGACGAUCUACAAACGUGGAGUAAAAACUCUGCUUUGGGAAGAAAUUCUCUUAAUGACAGCUGCUGCCCCACUUAUCCUUUUCCUCUGACCAACUGGCCUUGUGACUUCUUUCCUUCCCAGAACUCUUUGGAACCCUUGCCCCAGCAGAUUCCUUUGGAGCCACCUGCACCCAAAGCCAGCUGCCACCCUUUGUGGCCAAAUCCAGGAGGUGAUGUUUACGAGGAGAAAAUACCUGUCGAUUUCAACAGCUAUGUGCCUUCCCUCACAUACCCUGCACCACAGGAAGACCCCUUCCUGCUCACCUAUACCUCUCAUCCUCACCAGCAAUACUCACUGCCAGGCAAGAGUGGCCGAUGGGAUUUUGAUGAAGAAAUGACAUGCAUGAGUUUGGAUCACUGCAACAGUGAAAUGCUUCUGAACCUCUGUCCUUUGAGAUGACUCAGAUCUUCCAUAGACCACCUCAUACCCUUAAAAAAGCUACUUUUGGAAAUGGCUAGAAUUUCUCAUUUUCAAGAUAUAACUGCAGGUAAAUGAGACUCAACAAGCAAUAAACUUCUUUGUUACUGCAAGAAAUCUUUUUCCCUCCUAGUACUCUCAUCCUUGCCCAGAAACGGACAUUCAUCCAAUGUGCUGUGUCAAAUGCCCCCUGGUUUCCCUCCACAUCAUUCUGGGCCUUGGGCACCUCAAUGAAUUAUCCAUUGGGUUUUCACUGUUGCUAACACAUAUCAAGUGGACAAAGAUGGGAAAAGUGUACGUACUUAGGAUCUCACCUGUGCCUCCUUGGGAACUGAAAAUGAAGGAGCAGACUCUCUUAAUUACUUUCUUGUCACUGAAAGAAACAAUACCCAACACCCAUAACUUAAGGGAAGAGAAGUUUGCUUUGGCUCGUAUUUCAAUCUGUGGAGUGCUCUAAGGCAGAAACAGCAUGACAGAGGGCUAUGGAGGAGGAGAAGCUGCUCAUGUCAUGAUGGUGGAGAAGCAGAGAGAAUCAAGAGAUCCUCUACUGAGAAGACUGCACCUCUUAACAGCAAGUCAGCUAUAAUGCCCCCAUAAUCCUAUCACUUCCCAAAAGCCCCAUGUAUGAUAACAUGAGGCUCUUGGAAAACAUAGAUAUAAGCCAUAACAUCCUGCCCCUGGUCUCCAAAAGAUUUGAGUACAUUUCUUUAUCCAAAAGGCAUUAUAUUCAUCUUUAAAAGUCAGAAGUCUCCUCUGAAGCUUAAGGCAAAUUCAUAGCUAUGAACCCUUGUAAAUAUCAAAAAGAAGUUAAAUACUUCCAACAUACAAGGCAUAGUGUAAAUAUUCCCAUUCUAAAAACAAGGAACAAGGGGACAGAAACCAAUGGGACCAAAGCAAGAUCGAAACCCAGCAAAGCAAACAUUAAAUUCUGUAGCUCCAAGUCUGGCACCUGGGGCAAGUUGUGGCAAUGGGAUGUGAAGUCCAAAGGGCUUGGGUGAUGCCGUUCCUAAGGCAUUGCUGGUGGCUUUAGCUCUCAUUGCUUUGCUUACUCCUUGCAGCUCUCCUGAGCAGACAUGCCACAGUCUUGGCUUCUCCAAAAUUCUGGGCUCUCCUCUGCACUUUCAGCUUCACAUACUGCCCUCUCGGCCACACUGCCUGGCCCCCCAAGGCCUUCUUUUGAAAUCUGGGUGGAAGCCUUCCUGACCUCACAAUUCUUGCAUUUUACACACCUGUAAAAACAAAUAGCAUGUGGACAAUGCCAAGGUCUGCUGCCAGGCCUGUUGAAUUAUGGUUGUACAGGCCUCUGAGUGCCUGGAUGACUGAGCAAUAUGAGCCAGUUCCCAGGAAUCCAAUUCCUUAGGCAGCCAUUCUGGAGCACCAUGCUCUGGGACAUUCUUCUCAAAGCAGUUUUUUACUUUUGCAAUUUUAAGCCUGCAGUGGGUGGGCCCUUGCCUAUUUCUCACAUGCCCUCUACUGAUCUUAUUGUCCUGCUGUAAAGUACUUGGCUUCUCUUUUUUUAUUAGAACAUGUUUGCAGUACAUGCAGUUUACAAUUAUCUUGGGGAGUGGGUAUAUGUACAUAAUACAACUUGCUUCUGUUUUUAAUCCCUUUUCCUUUCCCCUUCCCCUCCCUCCCUCUUCCUCCUCUGAUUCCCUUUUCCCCGUUUUCAUUUUUGUUGAUACUAUUAAUCUUAGCUCAUGUUUAUGGCAUAUAAAUGCUUACAUUCAUGAAAUAACUAGGUCCCUGUACAUGGCACAUCUUUAUUCUACUUAUUUCCCCUUCCCUUCCUCCUUAGCCCUUGCCCUUAGUCUCUUGGGCCCCUCUAUUUACAAGAGAUCCAUCUCUUUGUCCCUUUCUAUCCAUCCUUUAUUAUUAUUUUUGUUUGUACUUUGUCUUACUCAAAUGAGAGAUACCAUACA
This is a messenger RNA of Heterocephalus glaber (naked mole-rat), 3337 nucleotides long. RefSeq names its product GCM transcription factor 1 (gene Gcm1). The record is from RefSeq and is a predicted model, not a curated record. Gene Ontology annotation, cellular component: nucleus. Lineage: Eukaryota; Metazoa; Chordata; Mammalia; Rodentia; Bathyergidae. Gene Ontology annotation, biological process: gliogenesis; regulation of transcription by RNA polymerase II; cell differentiation involved in embryonic placenta development. Gene Ontology annotation, molecular function: RNA polymerase II cis-regulatory region sequence-specific DNA binding; DNA-binding transcription activator activity, RNA polymerase II-specific.